AUGGCGUUAAUCGCGAGAGAUCCCGACAUCCCUACUUCUGAUUUCGACGAAGAAGGUGAAGAUAGAGACCAAUUUCACAUCGAACAGUUGGUUGAGGAGUUUAUCGACAAACCUCCAAUCCGCCACGAUGUGUACCCGGAGAGUGAAGACGGUCCAGUAAGAGCUCGUACGCAUAUGAGGCGUGAGGCGGGUCUCGAUUAUGUUCUCAAAACUGGGAGAAAUCUGAAGCAGUACAGGUAUGAUAAAGCCAAAAUAGGGUAUAAAUGUGUUGGUGUUAAUGAUGAGGAUGGAUCUAAAUGUGAGUGGAAUGUUUAUGCGUCGAUUUUGUCAAAUGAUAAGAUGUGGAGGAUCAAUAAGUUUACUGAUAAGCAUAGUUGUAUUCCAAAUGGAGUGUGUGAGAUGUUUACAGUGCUGCAUAUAGCUAGGUUGUUUGUUGAUAAGAUUAGGGAUGAUCCCGAGUUCUUCAUGCCAAGGAAGAUUGAAGAAAUUGUAAAGGCAGAUUGGAAGAUCAGUAUCACUAGACCUCAAUGUCAAGCUGCUAGGAAGACGGCACUAAAGUGGAUUGAGAGAGAGUAUGAUGAGCAGUUCCAUAGAUUAAGAGAUUAUGCAGCUGAGAUUAUGGAAGCAAACCCGAAUUCACAUGUCUUACGAAUGAUGAUGAAUAAGAUUAAGGGUCAGCUAUUGGUAGCUUUAGGCAGGGAUGCAAACAAUGGUAUAUAUCCAAUAGCAUGGGGAGUUGUAAAAGUGGAGAACUUUGACAAUUGGCUAUGGUUUGCAAAGUUGUUGAAGGAAGACCUUGGGUUAAACGAUGGUGAUGGAUUCAUCAUGAUGUCCGAUAGAAAAAAGGGAUUGAUCAAGGUUGUUUCUCUGGAGUUACCAAAGAUAGAGCAUCGGAUGUGUGUUCAACACAUCUACGGGAACUUGAAAAAGGCUCAUGGAAACAAAGCUCGACUGAAGUCACUACUAUGGGAUUUGGCAUGGUCUUACAAUGAGUCAGAGUAUUUGUGCCAUUUGGAGAGGAUAUUUGCUUACGACUCUCGCGUUUACAGUGAUGUAAUGAGGAAAAAUCCAAAGAGUUGGUGCAGGGCAUUCCACAAGGUUGGUAAUUACUGCGAAGAUGUCGACAAUAACUCAACAGAGUCUUUUAACAGCUCCAUCAACAAGGCAAGAGAGAAGCCUUUUGUUGCAAUGCUAGAGACAAUAAGACGACUGGCCAUGGUGCGAAUAUCAAAGAGGUCAACCCUAUCUCAUAGUCACACAUGGAUCUGUACUCCAUAUGUUGUUAAUUUUCUCGCGGCUGAGCACAAAGCAGCAUCUACGGCUAAGGUGUCAACAAGCACAAAUGGCACCUUCGAAGUCAAAAUUAGUGGAGACUCUCACCGUGUCUGUCUAAAGAAGAUGACUUGUAUGUGUCAAAAGUGGCAAAUAUGUGGCAUCCCGUGUGAGCAUGCAUAUGGUCUCAUCAUUCAUAAGACGCUAACGGCUGAAAACUAG
This is a messenger RNA of Camelina sativa (false flax), 1494 nucleotides long. The record is from RefSeq and is a predicted model, not a curated record. NCBI's taxonomy places the organism in Eukaryota, Viridiplantae, Streptophyta, Magnoliopsida, Brassicales, Brassicaceae.